GGGUCUGUGUCACUGUCACUCUCUUUCUUUUCCUAUUUGAGUUUUCUGCAGAGCUCCUGAGCUAGGGUUUGUGAUUUGGUCAUGGCCGAUUUCCAGACCUCGACUCACCGGAGCAAGUGGAUCUUCACGCCGGAGCAACUGGUUGAAAAGUACAAGGCUGCUAAUCAACAAGCAAUAGAAGCAUUGGAGAAGUAUGGAGUAGCACUGGCGAAAGUAAAUGAUGAUGGUUCAUUAUCGUACCCCGAAAUUGCAAAAGAGAAUGCUGACAAGCAUUCUCGUCCAAAAGCGGUUACCGUUGAAGAGGAGCAAAUGAUGCGAGUAUUUUAUGAAACUAAGCUUCAAGAAGUGUGUAACAACUUCCAUUUCCCUCAUAAAGUUCAGGCAACAGCUCUCAUAUAUUUCAAAAGGUUUUAUCUACGGUGGUCAGUUAUGCAACACGAACCAAAAAAUAUAAUAUUAACCUGUAUAUAUGCGGCUUGUAAGAUAGAAGAAAACCAUGUAUCUGCAGAGGAGCUUGGUAAGGGGAUCUCACAGGAUCAUCAAAUGAUACUCAAUAAUGAGUUGAUAGUUUAUCAGAGUUUGGAAUUUGAUCUUAUUGUGUAUGCACCAUAUCGCUCAAUUGAAGGUUUUAUCCAAGAUAUGGAGGAUUUCUGUGGAUUAAAGGAUGAACAGCUUCCAAUGCUUCAGAAUUUGCGUGAUGCUGCAAAGAUGGAUGUUGAUAAAAUCAUGCUCACUGAUACACCACUUAUGUUCCCUCCUGGGCAGUUGGCCUUGGCUGCAUUGCGUAGCGCAAAUCAGGUGCACAGAGUUGUUGACUUUGACAGAUACCUGGGGAGCAUGGUCUCUCGUAAGAGUUCUGCACAUACCAUUUCAGAGCUAGUUGAAUCCCUCAAUGCAAUUGAUUUUUGGGUAAGUAGAUACAAAUUUCCUUCAGACAAGGAAAUCCUGCACAUCAAUCGCAAACUGAAAUCUUGCUGGGGUCAAAGUUCACGUGACGAAAGCAAGAAGCGGGAUAAGAAAUCAAAGCACAAGUCGAAGAAGAGUUCAAAUGAAGCACAACCCGUAAAUUUACCUGUUUAAGUUUGGAUACCAGCAUAUGUUACAUACCAUUCGGUUGAGUUUCCUAAGCAAUUUCUUGUUCUAGGUUUCCUGAUUCCUGACAAAUCAUAUGGUAGUGUUUUGUUCUGCUCCGGGAGACCCUUCAAGGCUUUUUACAACUGAUUGUAAAAAGAAAUUUUUGACAUUCUCUACUCUCCUUUCACUUCCAUUUCACUUUUGUGUUGUUGUAUUGUCAAUUAAAUCGGUGAAGACUGAACCCUAAACCCUGAACGGGAGAAAUGAAUUCC
Messenger RNA from Fragaria vesca subsp. vesca, 1346 nucleotides. Its product is annotated as cyclin-H1-1-like. The record is from RefSeq and is a predicted model, not a curated record. Lineage: Eukaryota; Viridiplantae; Streptophyta; Magnoliopsida; Rosales; Rosaceae. Gene Ontology annotation, biological process: regulation of cyclin-dependent protein serine/threonine kinase activity; regulation of transcription by RNA polymerase II. The transcript has 13 exons. Gene Ontology annotation, molecular function: cyclin-dependent protein serine/threonine kinase regulator activity. The coding region runs from base 82 to 1080 and encodes 332 amino acids. Gene Ontology annotation, cellular component: nucleus; transcription factor TFIIK complex.